This is a messenger RNA of Acanthaster planci (crown-of-thorns starfish), 5282 nucleotides long. RefSeq lists its product as uncharacterized. Gene Ontology annotation, molecular function: DNA-binding transcription factor activity, RNA polymerase II-specific; RNA polymerase II cis-regulatory region sequence-specific DNA binding. The record is from RefSeq and is a predicted model, not a curated record. Gene Ontology annotation, biological process: regulation of DNA-templated transcription. Lineage: Eukaryota; Metazoa; Echinodermata; Asteroidea; Valvatida; Acanthasteridae.
GACAAAGGUCGCACGAGCUGACCCACGCUAAAAACAACAAAUACCAGUGUAAAAUUUGCCUGUGUGUCUUUAAUCAGGGAAGUGUCUUAGCCAGGCAUGUACAGGCUCACCAGUGCGGAAAUCCAGAGUUGUUUACCAAGUUUUAUCCCAAUGGAUUCGACCUGAAAACAAGAGGCGAAAUUCAUCUCGACUGGCACUCGGGAGAAACUAGCCAUGUUGCACGGAGAACGGAUGUGACACAAAGGAGCGAUAUUAUGCAGUACCAAGCGACACAUGGAGUUGUCAGGGUUGCACAACACAUACACAGAGGUCCUGUGCGGUACAACUGCACUCACUGCACCAAGAGAUUCCGGGAUAAGAAAGACUGGCGCCAACACGAAAACACGCACACAGGUUUCAAACCGUAUUCGUGCAAAGUUUGCGGGAAGAAACUGUCCCGCCCGUAUUCACUCAAGAAGCACAUGCUGACCCAUUCAGAGGAGAAACCCAUUGUCUGUGCGAACUGUAAACAGUCUUUCCGACGCAUAAGUGGUCUUCUUUUGCAUCAGAAACAACACCACCCCUGGAUCGCGCGUCACGCUUGCUGUCUUUGCAAAACGACACACGAGGGAGUAGACGAUCUGGAGAGGCAUAUCCGAAGUGACCAUGUUGAGGUCGUCAGGGUAUUAGCAUCAAAAUUCUUUGGGGAUAAGCAAGCACUUGCUGCCCUAAGUAAUCCUAAAUCAUCGAAGCACCAGCGAACCAACGUGAUCUCUGACCAAGCAAAUCCGGAGGACGCAAUCGUGAUAUUUUUGUCCCGACGAGACCAGCAAGUUGACCGAACAACAGCGUCUCUCUAUGACGAGGCUGUAGAAGAGUACAGAUCCUUCAAUCGUAGGUUUAGGACUUAUUCGAUGGCACACACCUCUGCAGAAGGAAAUAGAGAUCUCGGAGAGAACACUGAUGUGGAGGACUGCCACGUUCCCACAGAAACUUUCUCUUUCAAUCACCAGGAACCUGGAGUUGCAUUGACAGAAAAACUGUUUUCCUCUUCAAAUUCUAGCUGCGUCAGUGAUUCCUCAAUAAAGAGACGAACAAGGCGAUACAAGUGUACCUAUUGUGGGUGGCAGUUUAGCAAUUCAGACGUCUUCAGACGUCACCAAUGCAGACAGAGAAGAACGCUUCAUAAGAGAAACAGAUUGUCUUGUAGUAAUUGCAAGGAAAUUUUCAACAAGAGAGAACAACUCCAACUUCAUCUACAGUCGUGCGGCUUUUUUUGCAGUUUGUGUUCUCAGAACUUCAAGACCAAAGGAAAACUCAAAGCACACUUGGAAAACUUGCAUAUGGGCCCUAGAGCUAGGCACCAAUCGCGCAGUGAAGAAGAAUUCGGCUCCACUCCAUCUAUGACUGUGGAUAAAGAUCUUUCCAGCGAUGAACCUGCUGCUGCCAAGCUUCCUAUUAGUUCAGCAGAAACCUCUGCCGACCGUUCCCCAUUCCACAACGUUGAAGUUGAAGGUUUGGAGGAAGUAAACACAAACGCGCAGUGUUUCAGAAAUUUCAAGUUUACAUCAUCGACGAAAAUGAGUAAACAAAGGAGAGCCAAACAUGCUGUUGUCACGUGCAGAGUCUGUCACAAGAACUUUUCUCAUGGCUAUGCUCUGAAGUUGCAUUUAAUGAUGCACGCAAGCGAGACAGAGUACAGGUGUCGACAGUGUGCUCGAUGCUUCAGUUCCAAAAAAGGUCUAACAGAACACAGAAAGAGCCACGCAUUUCCUCAUCAAACGUAUGACGUUGCUUCCCCUGAUUCUGUGCGAGACGAACAACGCAAAAACAACGGUGUCUUAUUCCGAGAAAAUUUGAAGUCAGGCUCGCACUUGGAGGUUAGACGAUUUCAAAGCCAGGCCCUUCAGACAAAGCCGCACAAGUGCGUCUACUGCGGUUGGGGUUUCUGGACACGAAAGGACUGCGUCAUUCACGAACGGACGCACACAGGAGAAAAACCAUAUGUGUGUGACACGUGUGGCAAGAGCUUCGCCCGGAAUUACUCGCUCAAGCUUCACAGCCUGACCCACGAUGGUAUGAAACCCUUUCGCUGCAAAUAUUGCAACAAGGGAUUCUCUAGUGGAGGAUACGUCAAAAUUCACGAGCGCAUCCACACAAAGGAGAAACCGUACACUUGUAGGGGAUGCGCAGCGCGGUUCUCUUGUAGCUCUAGUUUGACAAGGCAUGAGAAAUCGUGCAAACUAGAAGAUGAAAAGCGACAGGGGACUGGUUUCUCAGGCAGUUGGUCUUCUGUCCAAUCAUCAUCCUCGGUGAAAAGGGGAUUCCUAAAAUGUACAUCCGACGGACAUAACAGCAAUGAAUCUAUCAUACAUCCCAAAAGAUGGUUGCGAUACAAAUGCAGGUAUCGUGUGUGUUUCUUUUGUGGUUGGCGGUUCGGCGACGGAAUUAGGUCACAAAGACACCAAAAUUGGCAUCGUAAACGCUACCAUGUUGAAUUUCUUACUUUGAAGGCAACUCUUGUCUCUCAGUCAAGAUGUAAAGAAACAAUGAAAACGUCGGAAGCCAAAGAUCCUCUGCACUGCGAAAGAUGCGACAAACACUUUCGUGGUCCUAAUGCGCAGAGGUUCCAUAUUAACCACAUUCAUGCAGUGCUUUGUCCAUUCUCGUGUGCUUGUUGUCACAGAGGUUUUCAGUCGUACACAGAUUUCAAAAACCACCUCAAAACGUGCACCCACGACAAAAUGAAGAGAUGAUAGAGUGUCUACAUCUCCAGUAGGGCAUCAGAAGGUAUGCCAAACCUUCCAGGCACACAAAUUCCACGAAUAGUUUAGUUCAACAAGACUCUUGACUGGGUCCAACUCAAGGAUCUACCUCUGCAAAGUCUGGUACAGCGGGAAUGGUUGCUUCAUAUUGUGGCGUUGGUCCACUGACACCAGAGCUGCUUGAUGGUGGAUCUAACCAGCGUUGAGAUCGCUGAUCGAGAUCCAGAUCCUUGUGAAAGAAACAGGCCCAUUAACUCAUCAGAUAGAACACGACGCCACAGAUGUAGAUGACAUGUACAGUGGCUUAUAUCCAGUUCUCCUGAAACGAUCCUCUUGCAUCUUUUGUUCCCUGAAAUGUCCCACGUCACAGGCUGUCUGGAAGCACGUGCCUAUUUACACAGGAACGAGGUCAUUCCUGUGCCAAGAGUGCGGUUGAAUCUUCCACCAGAAGUUGCAUCCAGGAAAACACGUGCUUAUUCACGUGUUGAGUGAUCAGUGUGCGACAUAGGUUCCUCUCACAAACACCAACUUACGCGGAAGUCGUUGACUUACACCCAACACCUUCGGUCAUACAUCUGCCAUCUGUGACAUUUGAAUCCAGCUGAAUGGGAGCAUAAAAGAGACUGGAACGGGUGAUUCACUAGCGGAAACACAUGACAAGGGCUUUCUUAAGUGUUACUCCUUGACUACAUGGAUGAAAGUCGUUUUGAGUGUCACAUUGCAUUUGCUUUGGAGGCUUCAGUGAUGAAAACAAACCGAAUUCCCCAGACUAAAGACACUGUUACUAUACCUCGUGAUUCGGGGCAAGCUUUUGCAUUGCGACCAUCAUCUCUAGAAUUGACUGGUUCCUUUGUGCCUCUAUUAUCCAUUGAAAACAGCGUAUUGGUGCAAUUCAAAUUGUUAUGUUUGCGUGGACUUAAAGAAAACAGUGUACCAAAUUUAUUCAAUUUUUAACUUGCAAAAGGCUUAUUAACCUUUAACUUCCAAACCGAGGAUAGAUAAACAUCUUUAAACUGUUUAAGCAUUCAAGCCCUUCAUGUUUUGCUUUAUACUAAUAUUUUUCAUACACGGUUCUGUUCGAGACCGGAAAAUGAAAAAACAAUUCCAAAAGAUAGAAAGAAAGAAUGUGUUGUUGACAAGACUGCGCAUUGAAUUUUGGCAUUAUUUUAAGAUUUGUUACCAUCAUUUUGGGUUGUAAUCAUGUUCACGUAGGCGACAUUUUAAUCAAGAGGUGUGAUCUGGAUGACAACCCAAUAAUACUACGUUCAAGAAAUCAUUCGUCCAGCAUCAUAAGUCAAAGGGAUAGUUGUCGAGAAAAGUGGCUUGUUGGUUUCUUUGUGAACUGGGCCCGGCGAUCAGUCUAUAUCUGCAUGACCAUCGAUCUUGCGCGGCAUUAGUCGAUAAUUCUAGCAUAUUCGAGCUGAUUUACUUAUUCUAAUUCACAAUUUUGAAAGACUGUUUUGAAAAGGGGAACCAAAGUCCGAGAUUUCCAACAGGACCGAAAAAGGGCAACCCGAUCGGGAGAUCGACUGACCUCGCAGAUGGACCGAUCGUGCCCAACAGAAUCACCACAGACCGCCUACAUGUAACACCAUCAAGCUUCGUAGACCAUGUGCAGUUGGUUAUUUAUUUUUUUAAGAAAGAACAAAUUCAACAACCUCAUCAAAGGCCAAGUAGUGGGCUAUUUUCUUAGGGUUAUCAGCAGUUAGGUAUUUGACUUAUUAAUGUGCAUUUUGUCAGAAGAAUUAAUUAAGGUGUAAAAUGCGCAUGACGGCCGCAACAAUUACAAGACUUGUAAUUAUGCGGUGUUGUAUGUAAGUCACGUGACACACAUUUCAAAGAUUUUUACAAAAAUUGUGUGGUGUGUUGUACUUUUCAAUUAGACGUAAUCCGUUCAUAGGUGCAUGGAGGAGAGCCAAUUGGUAUGUCCAAUUAGUGACUUGGCUAUACCUGUAGUCUUGGCCCAAGACUGGAUUUGCAUUGCUUUAUCUUCGUUCUCUGCGUGGGAAACGAGCGCUAGGCCAUAUUCACAAAUUGUGGAACGAACUUUUCUGAAAUUCAGAACAAUUGAUGCAUACGCCAAGGGGGUGUUCCAAAUCGUAGCAUCGUCUCCGUUCACGGUGCAGAACUUGAUGUCGAUUGAGCUUGUACGCCAUUGUUGAGUUCAAACUCUAUGAAAAUAGGCCUUCGUGUGCUUUUUUGCAUGGGUCGGUAGCACGUUUUGAUGCUGCUUUGCAAAAAAAGGAUAAUUUGUUGAGCUUAAAGCUACAAAGUCAGGGAAGAGGGUCAAGACUGCACGCUACAUCGGAAAUCGUGUUUGAGUUUCAAAAAUUGGUCGGAUAGGAAGUGCUGUUACAUGGGGAGUGAAGGGACGGAAUACGUGCUUUUCUUGUCCAACUAAAAGUUGAAUAGUUUCAGACUUUUUGUUUUUCACUAUUCAAUUUUUUUUGGGGGGCAGAUUUUUGGGAUUUUCUAUGCUGAUGAAUUCAUGUUUUUCCAUAUUCAUUAAUAAAAGUUUGAUGUUUUUCCACUAAUAAA